Molecule: messenger RNA, 1162 nt
Organism: Pterocles gutturalis (yellow-throated sandgrouse)
Lineage: Eukaryota; Metazoa; Chordata; Aves; Pterocliformes; Pteroclidae
Gene: PPM1M
Product: protein phosphatase, Mg2+/Mn2+ dependent, 1M
Exons: 9
Biological process (GO): protein dephosphorylation
Molecular function (GO): protein serine/threonine phosphatase activity
Source: RefSeq, a predicted model, not a curated record
GGUUAUCAAUGCCGAGAAGUCAGAGUUCAAUGAGGACCAGGCAGCCUGCUGUCAGAUCUCCAUCCGGAGGAGAGAGCCAGGUCUGGAGGAGGACGAGGAGUGGCUGAUCCUGUGCUCCACGCAGUAUCUGACUGGUUCUUACUGGGCGCUGUUUGAUGGCCACGGUGGCCCAGAAGCUGCAAUCAUCGCCUCCAACUAUUUGCACUGCUGCAUCAAGCAGAAGCUGGAGGAGGUCGUGGGAGGCAUCGCAGAAGCCCGUCCCCCCAUGCAUCUGAGCGGACGCUGCGUUUGUGACAGUGACCCCCAGUUCGUGGAGGAGAAGCACAUCUGUGCAGAAGACCUGGUGGUGGGAGCCCUGGAGAACGCCUUCCAGGAAUGUGAUGAAGUCAUCGGCCAGGAGAUGGAAGCUACGAACCAGACAGGAGGCUGCACUGCACUGGCUGCCCUUUAUUUCCAGGGAAAGCUGUAUGUCGCCAACGCUGGGGACAGCAGGGCGAUCCUUGUUCUGAAAGAUGACGUUGUGCCCAUGAGCUGUGAGUUCACCCCUGAGACAGAGAGGCAGCGACUCCAGCACUUGGCUUUUCUUUUCCCCAAGCUCCUGGAGGGCGAGUUCACACGCUUUGAGUUUCCACGGAGGUUGAAGGGAGAUGACGUGGGCCAGAAAGUCCUGUACCGGGAUUACUUCAUGGAGGGCUGGGGAUACAAGACAGUGGAGAAAGCUGACCUCAAGUAUCCUCUUGUCCAUGGUCACGGGAAGCAGGCUCGCUUGCUGGGGACUCUGGCUGUCUCUCGAGGUCUGGGGGAUCAUCAGCUCAAAGUCAUCGACACCAACAUUGAAGUCAAACCUUUCCUCUCCUGCAUCCCCAAGGUGAAUGUGUUUGACUUUGCUCUGCGUGACAUUAGGGAAGACGAUAUCCUCAUCAUGGCAACUGAUGGCCUUUGGGAUGUACUGUGCAACGAAGAGGUGGCCCAUAUGGUCAGGAACUUCCUUGCAGAGAACAGGACAGAUCCUCACAGAUUUUCAGAACUGGCCAAAUGCUUGGUAUGCAGAGCAAGAGGAGAGAAGAGAGGCCACCAGUGGUUGCUGGAUGACAGCCACGAGGCAUCCUACGAUGACAUCUCAGCAUUUGUCAUCCCUCUACACAACAGGGAUAAGGACUGA